Chenopodium quinoa (quinoa) is the source of this 2232-nucleotide messenger RNA. RefSeq lists its product as uncharacterized. Lineage: Eukaryota; Viridiplantae; Streptophyta; Magnoliopsida; Caryophyllales; Amaranthaceae. Gene Ontology annotation, molecular function: protein kinase activity; ATP binding; nucleic acid binding. Gene Ontology annotation, biological process: protein phosphorylation. The transcript has 4 exons. The coding region runs from base 1 to 2232 and encodes 743 amino acids. The record is from RefSeq and is a predicted model, not a curated record.
AUGCAAUGGGAAACACGGUACAAAUUCAUACAUUAUGGUAUAGCUAGAAGGAUCUUGUACCUCCGUGAAAAUUCUAGACUAAAAAUCAUACGUCGUGACCUUAAAGCUGCAAAUAUUCUCCUAGACGAGGAUUUCUAUCCAAAGAUCGCGGAUUUUGGUAUGGCAAGGCUAUUUAACAUUGAUCGAACUCAAACACUGGCUAGCAAAAUUGUCGGUACCUUGUAUUUGACUUACCUUUGCAUCAACAUUUCCGGCAUUCUCAAAUCAAAGAAGCGGAACUACUCCGCUCAGAAGAACCAAGACAUCGCAGCUGAAGUUAAAAAGCUUCUGGAAGCAAGGUUCAUUGAACCUUACCAGUACCCUGAAUGGCUGGCGAAUGUAGUAAUGGUUCACAAAGCUAAUGACACCUGGAGAAUGUGCGUUGACUUCACGGACCUGAAUAGAAUUUUCAUGCACCCCGAUGACAGAGCAAAAACGGCAUUUGUUACAAGCGUCGGGGUGUAUAACUAUAAAAUGAUGCCCUUCGGCCUGAAGAAUGUCGGGGCUACAUAUCAGAGACUGGUGGACCAGGUGUUUGUCGAGCAAAAAGGCCGCAACAUGGAAGUCUAUGUUGACGAUUCCAUCGUCAAGAGCAAAGAGAGGGGGAUUGAUGCCAAUCCCGCCAAAGUUCAAGCAGCUCUUGAUCUUCCCGAGCCGAAGACAAAAAGGGACAUUCAGCGUCUUACUGGGAGGAUGGCUGCCUUAUCCAGGUUCAUCUCAAAAGCCUCGGAUAAAGGCUUGCCCUUCUUCAAAGCGCUGAAAUUUCCAAAAUCCAAGGAGCUCAUAUGGGAAGAUGAGCAAAAAGUAGCCUUCCAGCAGCUCCGAGAACACUUGGCUAACCUCCCGACACUGGCGAGGCCAGCCGAAGGAGAAUUCUUGUACUUAUAUGUGGCAGUUAGCCCUGCUACAGUGAGUGCGGUGCUGCUGAAGGAAGAAGAAAAGGUUCAGCAACCGAUCUAUUUCGUCAGUCAUACUUUGACUGAUGCCGAAACGCGCUACCCUCUGCUCGAAAAAGUUGCAUAUGCAGUGGUAGUGGCAGCUCGGAAGUUAAGACCUUAUUUUGACUCACGUCAAAUAGUUGUCUUAACAGAUCAACCGCUGGAAAAAGUCCUCGGCAAAGUUGAGAAAUCAGGCAGGCUAACAAAGUGGGCCUUCGAGCUCACUGAGUUCAGCAUAAGCUACCAGCCGAGGGCAGCAAUCAAGGCCCAAGCCCUAGCAGACUUCCUAGCCGAAUGUUCCUACCAGGAAACACUCGACGAAGGGAAGGGGACUUGGAUUGUGUUUACGGAUGGCUCAGCCACCAUAAAUGGUUCGGGAGCUAGGGUGGUAAUCACCUCUCUCGAAGGCAGAAACUUCAAGUAUGCACUCAAAUUUUCAUUUAAGGCUUCCAACAACGAAGCAGAAUAUGAAGCAGCAGUUGCUGGCUUAGAACUGUGCAUAGCUCUCGAAGCCGAACAUGUCUGUUUAAAAACAGACUCUCAGCUGGUCGCUAAUCAGAUUCGGGGCGAGUAUGAAGCUAAGGAGCCCUCCAUGAUCUCUUAUCUUGCCAAGAUUAAAUCAGUCAUAGCGAAGCUGAGAACUUUUGAAAUUGAGCUAAUCCCAAGGGGUCAGAAUGCUCAAGCCGAUGCGCUCUCCAAACUUGCAAGUUCAACUCUGACUGAGCUGAACCGAUCCGUAUAUGUGGAGGUGCGGCGAAACAGAAGCAUUGACCAAGAAAUUGAGGUCCAAUGCGCUGAAGCUGAACCCAGCUGGAUGGACCCCAUCCUAGCUUAUAAGCUUCAAGGAACGCUCCCCGAGGAUAGGAACCUAGCCACAAAAAUGAAAAGGGUUGGCUCAUGGUUCAUUAUCUACAAGGGAGAGCUGCUGAAAAAAUCCUUCUCCGCCCCAUUGCUCAAAUGUGUGGGUCCAACGAAUGCGGAUUAUAUCCUUCGGGAGAUCCAUUUUGGCAUCUGUGGAAACCACAUAGGGGGGAGGACCCUAGCCCAUAAAGCAUUACGGGCAGGAUAUUAUUGGCCAACCAUGAUCCAAGAUGCCAAGGACUUGGUGCGGAAAUGCGAAAAAUGCCAAAAAUUCGCACCUGUUAUUCAUCGGCCUUCAAGGGACCUUCAGCCGAUCCUGAAUCCACUCCCUUUUGCUCAAUGGGGGUUGGAUAUUCUAGGACCAUUUCUCGAGGCACCUUAUCGGAAAAAAUGA